Molecule: messenger RNA, 912 nt
Organism: Panicum hallii
Lineage: Eukaryota; Viridiplantae; Streptophyta; Magnoliopsida; Poales; Poaceae
Product: OTU domain-containing protein At3g57810-like
Exons: 6
Coding region: 199-675 (158 amino acids)
Biological process (GO): endoplasmic reticulum unfolded protein response; protein deubiquitination
Cellular component (GO): nucleus; cytosol
Molecular function (GO): cysteine-type deubiquitinase activity
Source: RefSeq, a predicted model, not a curated record
UCCAAUUCCAACACCCCCGUCACCCUCUCCCCCCGGCUCCCUUUGUUCCAUUCCUCCAUCCCAUCCCAUUUCCAGCUCCUCGCGCGUUCCUUCCGCCCGCCUGCUUCCCCUCCGGGCCCGGCAGCGGCGGGAGGAGCCGAGCCGACCGAGAAGGCCGGGCAGGGGAUCGGAGGACCGCCCUACAUCGCCGCCCGGCGGAUGUCGGAUCGGGAGCUCCGCCCGCUGCGCGCGAUCAGAAUCACAGGGGACGGCCGAUGCCUGUUCAGGUCCGUUGCUUACGGCGCAUGCUUGAGGAGAGGAAAGCAGUCACCCAGCGACAGCGCGCAGAAGGAACUGGCUGACGAGCUUCGAGCGAAAGUGGCUGAUGAGUUUGUCAAGAGAAGAGGAGACACUGAAUGGUUCCUUGAAGGAGAUUUCGAGAGCUACGUGCGAAAGAUGAGAAAACCGCAUGCUUGGGGAGGAGAACCUGAACUGCUCAUGUGCUCCCAUGUUCUCAGGAUGCCCAUCACGGUUUACAUGUAUACAAGCAGCUCCGAUAGCCCCAGGAUCAUAGCGGAAUAUGGCCAGGAAUAUGGCAAGGACAAUCCAGUCCGCGUUCUCUAUGACGGCUAUGGGCACUACGACGCUCUUCAGCCAUCUCUUGUAAGAACACAAUCAAGACAGAGAGGUGUGUAGAUAACCGGAGAUUGCGUUAUCUGAGCUUCUUCUAUAGGACAGCUGCAUAAGUGGCAGCAGCUCAAGAUUCACCGACGUGGUUUUGCCCGGAUUGACAAACAUAUGCAGUAGCGCACAUAUGAAAUUCAGCCUCGAUUGGCUGCUCUGGCCUUUCCUUUUCUUCAAGGAUUGAUGUAUAAAUAAACUUCAGACGCAGUAAGAAAAUUAAUGGAAUGGCCUUAUACCAUUUUUAGCUUA